AGCUCAGUCCCAGGAGCAUCCCGGCACCUCCUCUUGGAGUUGGCAACAACCAGGCGUCUAACCAAGAGCAAGCGGGAUAAAAGACACCAGCGAGAGCCAACAGCCGCGCCUCUGCUCUGCAUGUCCAAGCUGGGGGAAACACCGACACGGGAGACUUGGAGAGAUUUUGCUCAGCCGCUCGGCUCAGACAUUUGAGUUGAAGCUGCCGUGUUGCACACAUCAGCAGCCCCCGUCACCUGGGGUAGCCCGCUCGGCAGGAGGAUUUCGAGGCUCAGAUAGGCUCACUUGGACGCCUUGCCAUGGGGGACGUCGUUUCUUCUCACCUGGAUGAGAGCAAGCGAGAGAUGAUCACAGCUCGGACCAAGGCUGUGAUGAAAGAGUUUGGAGAUGUGUAUGAACAGCAGUACUCAGUGGCCCUCUUCAACAGUGUGCGCUAUGAGAUCGAAGGAGGAGGGGUCCCGCAGUCACAGCUCCUUCACAGAAAGGACCCUCUCGCGGGUAGAUCCAUUUUCUCAGGCAACCUGUUCCAAUACCUGGAGGAGAACAAGAAAUGGAGGAAUCGCUUCGUUCACGUGUCCCACACCUACACCAUCAGCCUGUACGAGAGCAAAACAGCACACGAGCGAAGCUUGCACCCGAAAUCGACCAUCAACUGCGCCGGCUACAAAGCCCUGAGCUCAAUGGAGGAAUACAUGGAACUGAUUAAUGCCAGUCUUCCAGGUAUCAAGGCCAAAGUCAGCAGUAGUCCAUUCAUAAAAUGUGCCACCCAGUUUCCCCUCAUCCUGUGGCAUCCGUAUGCCCGCCACCACUACUUCUGUGUGAUGACCGAGAAGGAACAGAAGAAGUGGCACGCUGUGUUGCAGGACUGUGUCAGACAUGCUAACAACGGUCUGUCGGAGGAGUGCAGAGUUCAGACCCCAGCCUUCACCGACACGGUGCGAUUGCACAGACAAGCCAAAGGACACUAUGGGACCUGGGAUAUGAUGUGUGGAGCGCCUCCGCAGAUCCUGGCUAACCUGGUGAUGGAAACCCUUCAUCCAGAGCUGAGAGACCUGAUUGGUCCUCGUCUGAAAGGAAAGAUGCAACAGAGACAGAGACAUUGGAUGCUGAUCUCGGAUGCAGUGUACAAGCAGGUGCUGAUGCAGACCACUGGUCAGUAUGACGCCUUGGUCCAAGCCUGUGAGGCCCAAACACCUCCGCUGGACGCUGCUCUGCGCACCGACAUGGACCAGAUCAUCACCUCCAAAGAGCACGUCAGCAGCAAGAUGCGAGCGAUGGUGUUGCCCAAGGCAGAGCAGCUCCUGCGGACCAGCGUCCAGCCCUACGUCAGCUCCAUCCUGGAGGCUUUGAUGGAGCCCACCAGCCGAGGUUUUUUUGAGGUCAGGGACAUUUUCUCGAAGGAGCUGGUCGAGAUGAGCAAGAACUCUCUCAACGGAGGGGGCAAGGACAAACUGGGAGAGCAAAUGGAAAGGCUGUCCAUGCUUGCCUUCCACCCUGUGAAGAUGCAGAGCAGCUAUGAGAACGUGGAGCAGCUAAAUCUGGAGGGGCUGCAGCAGAGGUUCGACGUCUCCAGCCCGUCCGUGUUUGUCCAGAGGGCUCAGAUCCUCAUGAGAGAGCAAAUGGACAAUGCAGUUUACACGUUUGAGCAGCUGCUUCACCAAUCACUGGAGACCCAGGGAGAAGAGGAUUUGUGUAAGACCAUCCAGCGAUGCCAAGACAGAGUAAUCAAGAAAUAUGAUUACGACAGCAGCACAGUGCGUAAGAAGUUCUUCAGAGAAGCUCUGCUCCAGAUCAUCAUCCCAUACAUGCUGAAGCAGCUCUCGCCAUCCUGCUCACCAGAGCUACCUCGUUUCCAGGAGCUCAUUUUUGAGGACUUUUCCCGUUUCCUGCUCGUGGAAAAUAUCUUCGAGGAGGUGGUGCUGCAGUCUGUCACCAAGGACAUAAUGAUGGCUGUGAAGGAGGCAGCUGUUCAGCGGAGACACAACCUUUACCGGGACAGCAUCGUUCUGACCAACAGCGAUCCCAACCUGCUGCUACUCGGGGAAAACCCCCCCGUGGAUUGGGCAGCCAAAUUUGGGGGUGAUGAGCCAGAGAGCUCGAAGGGUGGAGGUACUGAAGGAGGUUUGUCUGGGAGAAAACGCCGGCAGGUGGUGUCCAUGAUCCAGCUCGACGGGGUGCCUCUGCCCUAUGAGUCCUGCCUGGAAGUCCCAGGAGUGGAGCUUAUCCCCGAGGAGGAGGGUGAUGUCUCUGAGAUCGAAGGGGACAAGCUUUGGGAGAAUGCGGAGCAAACCGGGUCACCAAAGUCCCCGGACAGCGUGAAUAACAUCAGGAACCUCAUUAAUCCGGUGGUGGAGGUCGUGAUGCCAGUUUCAGAGGAGAACGAGACCAACCUGACCAAUGGGACAGAGCCGGCAUCGGGCACUGUUACCCUGGAGAACGGGGUCCAGGAGGAGGUGACAUGUAUCACCACUGUGGUGGAGGGCGUCCCCAGGAAGUCAGUCCGAGACAAGUCAUCCACACAGCAAAUGGUCCAGCAGCUGGUAGGAAACAGGAAGCAGGAAGUUGAUAAGGAAACCCAGGAAGACGUGGCCAUCGAGAAUGCCAUACAGGAAAUAGAGAUAGCAGUAGAGGAAGGACAGACUGCAGAGGUUUGUGAAGCAGAAUUAAAUGCUGAGCUGGCACAAGCCAAAGACUCCAAUCCCGAUGACGACAGCGGCUUUCAGUCACCGGCCAGUGAGGGUUUGGAUGAAAACAAGCCUACGCCAGUUACAAAUGGUCUGAAAGCAGAGGACAAAACAGUUGACCCAGCAGAGGUGGAAGUGGUUUUAGAGCAGGGAGACAAAACCCUGCAAAGUGACUCUGAAACUGGAGAAGACUUUGGUGAGAAAAUCACACAGAAUGCAUCAGAGGUUGUUUGUGAAAAUUAAUGAGAGAAAAGAGUUGUUUGUGUUUUUUUAGGGAUUUGAAUUAAGGGUUCAAUUUUAAGCAUCACUUACCCUUCAUCAUUGUUUGACCUGUUGCACAGUUCAUUGUACAGUUCAGCUACAAUUUUUUAGCAAUUCUCUCACCCUCUUUCAAAUCUGUGGCAUUUCUGUGGUGAUGGUUUGUCUCAUAAUUUCUUUACGCAGUUUAGUGAAUCUCAUCAUAUUUUUUUUCUUCCAAACCUUGUGUCCGACACUGAAUUCAACAUAUCCAAUCCAUUAGAGUUUUAAAUAUACACACUAUAACCCCCCAUAUAGAGAAGCUGGGGGUCCAUCAUAAUAAUCAAAAACCAUCAAGUAAGAAUCUGCAAGAUUUUUGUUUCGUGAAUUUGGUGAUAUGUGGUCAUUGCUGCAGUGUUUUGCACUCAGUGGAGACGCUGGCCUAGCGUAAUACAUAUGUACUUUGCUUCUUGUGGGAUUAUUGGAGUGCUUCUCACUGUAGUGUCUCACAGACUGAUGGUUUCCUUUUUUAGCACACUCACUGUGCUUGCUUCAUUUCAUUUUCACCUGAUGAAGUUUGAGUUUUUGUAAAUAAAGGUCAAGUGUUGUUUAUUCCAGACAAACUGCUGUUGCUGCUUAAAAUAUGAAACACUUCACCUCCAGUGCACCAGAGGAUUUUUUCCCCCCAGGAAAAAGGACAUUACUGUAAAGCAGCAAAUGUAAAAGCUCUAUGAACUACCUAUAAAUUGCAUCAACGUUGUAUGAUGUCAGUUAGUAAGAGCAGCAAAAUACACAUUUUUACAUAUUUAUAUGGAAAAGUUGCAGGUUAUUACUUUAAUUGUGGGUGCGGAGAGCUCUUUCCAGUUAAGACAGCCUCUAACUGAGCAGUAGGGGGCACUAUAAUCAACCUUAAGCUACAAACAGAUGUAUGGGGAUUUAUAUGUAGAAUUUUACUUUACUUUUGCCAUGUAUGUUUUUAAACAUCUAUUUUUGUAGUAAUAUUUGUUUAUUUCUGAAGCAUUUCCUGUUGCAAAUAUCCUUAAUGUUUCAACACGAGAUUAUUUGAGUACAAACUGUCAGGGAAAACUUGACACGUGUGUACUUGUGUAUGUAUGCAGUACAUAUUUUUUAACAUCCUUGGGGAAAAUGACAUGUUUUUUUCCAACUUUUGCUGUGGAACAUAGUAAAAUACAGUAAAUAAUUGCUGUUUACUCUACAAGAUCUCUGUGCGAUUUCCAUGAACCUUUAAUCUGAGGAUCUGAUCAUGAAGAGGGAGAAUACUCAUGUGGUGGUAGCACUCAAACCUCUGAGAAAACAUUUGACUAUCUUGCAGAGAAUUUUAUAUUGAACUCUAAUGCAGAGUAUCUGACAUUCAGUCAAACAUGACAGUGACUUAAUUUUCCUUCAAAGCACAAUCUCCCAUUGUUUAUUGUCACUUGGACUUGAAUGUCAUUGUUGUAUUACUAACAUGUUUUCGUUGUGGGUAACAAGCCAGUUUAUAACCUCAUCUUUAUAAAAUAGGGAAUAGGGAACUUCCCAGGAAUUAAUGCAACCAGCAGAAGUGUUAGUAUUAGUCAUUACUUCCCGUCCACACAAAAGUCAUUUUACUGGCUGUGGCGUGCUCAGUCAUGGCCUUUUGUCGACAUGAAACUGAAUAAUAACCCCAGAUUUACUGUUUUUAAUAAAGGGGAUAGUCAUAGUAAUGCGCUGCAUAAAACAUUGGUAUUGCUUCAUUAAGCAUCAAAGCAUAUUUCCUGUUCAGAUGUUUGCAUUAUUUCACUUCAGUGAUGGGCCUAAAUUAUGCAGUUUCCGACUGUUCAGCAAAAGUUUUUAGGGAUUGUCUUUUCUGUGUCACCAGCACCCGACACCUACACAGGAAACUACUGCACACCUUUACUUGUUCAUCCCCAUCUGUAGCUGACAAGAGACUGUAAUGUUAAUAUAUUGAGAUUAUGUGCUAAGGAGGUUGCAGUCUCUUCUUGUCCCCCUUCAAAUGUCCUUUCAGUUUUCUAUGAGGCACAACGUCCUGGUUUGAAUUAUCCAUUGCCAGUGUAUAAACUAUAUAAACUAAAAAGAUCUGUUGACUGUCACCUUCUCCUGUUUAUUUAUUAUAAAAUACAUAUCUGUGGUGUAACACGAAAUUGUCACAAAUCUUGUAUUUGUGGUUCUUUUACCUACCUUAAAUAUACA
This is a messenger RNA of Myripristis murdjan (pinecone soldierfish), 5111 nucleotides long. RefSeq names its product niban apoptosis regulator 2a (gene niban2a). Bases 300 to 2927 code for a protein of 875 amino acids. NCBI's taxonomy places the organism in Eukaryota, Metazoa, Chordata, Actinopteri, Holocentriformes, Holocentridae. The record is from RefSeq and is a predicted model, not a curated record. The transcript has 14 exons.